Aureobasidium vineae is the source of this 915-nucleotide messenger RNA. The record is from the annotation of a GenBank genome assembly. Lineage: Eukaryota; Fungi; Ascomycota; Dothideomycetes; Dothideales; Saccotheciaceae.
AUGACGACCAUCCUGGACAUUCCUGGCAGCAACNCCCCAAACCCGUUUUCGUCCCUCUUUGACUCAAUCUGUGCCUCUUCUUCUUCAGCCGUAGCUUUGCACGACUCGGCUGCCCUUGUUGUCGCCACUGUCACCGCUUCUCCCGAUCCAAACACCAAGCUGUACGAACUCUGGGAUGCCUUUUUCACCACCGUCGUCACUCGUCCAGAAUCACAUUCUGCCCUUUUGUGUUUUCUCGACGCUCUGACGGCUCAACCGCCUACUCAGCCUGACCAUGUUCGUCCUGGCUCCCAAGCGCAAUCCUACCUCAAUAGUCACCUCCAGUCAGAUGGCAAGCUCCACUGGUUUUUACUCCCUCGUUACCACGAUCAAUGGCGCGACACGCAUGAUAUUCUCGAGGCCUGGCGUGAUUGGGAUGGCGUGCGUGCGUCUGGCUCUCAAGGUCUAGAGUGCUCCGUUGCUGUGUAUCAUCUCCGCUUCUGUGAAUACUCUGCUGCAGGUCUGAAGGCUGCAAAGUACAAUGAGAGUUUUGGUUCACUGUUCAUUUGGGUCUUUUACGCUUGUCGAAACGUGUUUGAGCGUAGGGAGGCUGAGCCUCGUCAGCCCAAGCCGCAUAGGAUGGCGUCCGAUGCGGUAUGGGAGCUUGAUGUUCGCGUUGCAGCUACCUGGCUAAGAGACGGAGCCCGAAGUCUUUGGGAGACAGACGUUGCAACACUGCGUGAGCACUGGGCAGCAGCGAUAGACGACGAAACGGAGUUAUGGCCCAACAAGCAAGGUUUAACCAGAGAAAGGUGGCGCCUUUGGGAGGAUAGACUGCGCGAUCUUGCCGCAGAUCGCGAGCAUUUCGAUGAAGCANAAAGAACGGUCAUCUGUGAAGCUGCUGAUGUCGUUCAGCAGCUUUUGCAAUCGAGCUAG